AUGGAUGGCUACCCUUUGGGAAGCCUCGAUCAUAACGUGCCGCUGCUCGUCGUGUCGGGCUUGAGCUCCAGCCACGACCAGCCUGAGCCGCCGCCCAAGGCCAAGGGCAAGGCCAAUGGCGAGGGGGUGCUGCUUCGAUCCGAUCUGCCGCCCCUCGAGGGGAAGGAGGCGAGCUUCUUGGAGUCGUUCUUUGAGAGGGUCAACGAGCGCGGCAAAUCAUGGACUGUGAUGACGAGGGAAGAGCCCUACCGCGUUCGUGUCAAGACCGUCGGCAGGACCUUUACGCUUCCACCUCGACGAGCGACGCUGCCGGAGACAAUCGAACCGCUGACGACGGCCCCCGUUCUGCACUCGCCCUUCUCGCCGCUCAGUCCGUCGUCUGCCCUGUACCCUGAUGGGUUGAUGAAUGCGGAGUGGAUCAGGAAGCAUCAGGAAGAGGUCCCGAGCGUCUUUAUAUGCUUUCAUACUCUGACGAGCGACCCCAAGACAGCGACGCUGCAGGACAAUCGACUCAAGGCUGACCUUAAUGGUAUAAGAGCAACCCUGUUGGAGUCGGGAUACAAGACGCGCCUCGUUGUCAUCAUUCUCGGCGAUCAAGAAGCAAGGGCUACCUUGACUGCUGAAGUCAUUCAAGACCGACUGGAGUACAUCCGAAGGGGGACGGGGCUGGAUCCUAAAUCGAUCUUCUACAUCCCGUCGCAGGACACGCAGGUCGAACUCAAGAGGGUAAUGGACAGCAUCCUCACUCUGCUGUACAACACGGCCAUUGAGUAUUAUCGUGAUCUCGGGAGGCAUGCGAGAAAAAAGCGAUCCCGGGGAGUUGUGCCCCAGCCAACGUUGCCGCCGACGUCUGGAACGUCGCAGACAUUGUCGCUGCCCGACUGGAACUUCCGCUACGAUUUCAAGUCUGCCAUCUUUGCCGAGUUUCGCCAGGAGAUUGAUGCCGCAGUUCGCUCCUUUGAGCAGGCGUAUGAGAUCCUGCUGGGACAAGAUGUGCUCGACAUCAUUCCCAGCUGGAGCCCUCGCUGGAACGAGGCGCGGCUUUUGGCAGACAUCAUCUCCAUACGCUGUUUGCGGCUGCAUCUCUGGAUGGGCCAGACCAGUUUGGCAGUGAGGAGAUGGCAAGCUCAUCGCGACCGCAUCGGCGACUUUGUCGACAGACGAGGACGAGGCACCAACAACUAUGGCUGGCAGGCCUGGGAAUCCCGAUGGGCAACGGUCAUGGCCAACUUGAUCGAGCUGGUACAGGUUCCCGGCUUGGGACCUAUGACGAUGACUAUCUACCUUCCGCCGGAGAAGGCUCUUUUCGGCGAGCGCCUACAGCCGUGGGAGCUGCUGCACCAUACUGGUUACUGGUAUCGAAUAGCUGCGCGCCAUCUCGGAGCGCGGAGAGCAUUGGCCCAUAGGAUACCCGACGAUGACAGGGGAGCGCCGGACGCUUCGCCCGCGUCGAGGGUGGCGAGCAAGGCCAUUCGAUACGAUACCUACAUGUGCCCCCCGCCUCACGAGGAAUAUCCACUGGACGGGACGGGAGUCAACCAUGCGCAGCUCAUUAUUGACUGCCUCCUCAACGCGAGGUCGCAGUUCCAAGCUCGGAAGCAGCACCGGAUUGCCGCGGAGAUAUCGCUGGAGUGUGCGAGAGAAAUGGCGACAAUGAAGUCCUGGAACGAGGUGCUCGCGAUGCUCAGGCCGCUGUGGGAAGACAAGUCGUUUCGCUCAGAGUGGUGGUUGGAUAUCUCUGAAGAUAUCCUCUGGGUGAUGAGACGAGCGGCAGCCGAAACUGGACGGGCGGAUAUCGUAGUCGCCAUUGACUGGGAGCUCAUGGAUAAAAGAUAUACUCGAAAGCAAAACUGGCACUACGACCUCGGCAAGUCUUUAGAUGGGGUGUCUUCAACAGUGAAGCCGUUUAUCACAAUCUCGGAUGACCUGGCCUCAUCCUUCGUUGCGGCAUCCUUUGCUUUCCGCUCAAAGGAGGGUCGAGCUGGUGAAACUUGCCUAGCCCAGCUGUCACUCAAGUCCGACGCGCAUCAAGUGGCUACUCCGGUCACCUUGGCCUCAAUCCGGAUCGAGUUUGAGGGCCACCUCAAGCCCAUCACAAUCGUUCACGACUCCUCUGCGCCAUCGACGAAUUCAUCGGGGGAAUCUCCCUCUGUGAGCGCCGUGUCUUUAACUGAGCGGCUUCCUGAAAGCAACGAGAAAGACGCCUACUUGACUGGCACAUGCGACCUGACGCUCAAGCCCGGCCACAGACGGGUAUUGGAGAUGGACAUUCCCUUGCGGGAGCCAGGCCAGGUGUCCGCAUCCCGGGUGAUUCUGACUUACAAGGCUGAUGCCUUUGAGCUGGAUUACACGCUGUCCCUGUCAGAGCUGGGUAAAGUUGGAGCGUGGUACGUCCAUGGCUUGGCGAAACCGCGAUUAUCGAGGCCCGACGGCCAUAUUCUACAGAUACAGCCACGACCUCCUAAGAUGAAGCUGGCACUGGUAGAGCCGAUGGACCAGUACUAUGCGAAUGAGCCGAUUCCCCUGCGAAUCAGCUUGCUCAAUGAAGAGCAUGAUGCGGCCAAUGUGAAGCUGGACGUUCGCAUCGUCGGAAAGACCAUUCCUCGGUUCCGAGUGGAGGCCGGUGAACACAAACGAGAAGUGGACGCUGCGGAAGAAGAGUCGCAAGUGACGGGGCUGACGCUCGGUCGCGUAGCCAGCUCGUCGUCGAUGGAAGUGUCAAUCCACCUCGACCCUGCACCAGCACCUACGGUGUACGACAUAGAGGUCCAAGCGGACUAUCACUUGGAAUCAGACGCGGCAACACCAAUUUUCCAAGUGCUGCCCGUUCAUCUGAACGUGGUGAAUGCGUUCGAAGCAAACUACGAUUUGAUGCCGCGACUGCAUCCUGAUGCCUGGCCAAGCCUGUUUGACUACGAGGAUGUGCAAGACCUGACUGAAGGCGAAGUGAUCCCGGCCAAGGGCCUUGCGCAACAAUGGUGUCUGGUCUGUCACUAUGCAUCAUUUGCUACAGAAGAGCUGGACGUGGUAGGGUUGGAUCUGCUGGUUACCGGCGUAACGCCUGGCGGACGAUGUCAAGUUGUGAACCAGCCCGAGUUCUCAGCAGACGGCAUGCCUGUCGCCCCACAGAAGAUGUACGAAGCUCGAUUCGAUCUCGUGGCGCAAAAGGCCACGCUGGACGAUAGACAUCCAGUCGCCAUAGAUCUGGCGUUUGCAGUCCGCUGGAGGCGACGACAACGACAACGACAACAACAGCCGACAGGCGGAGAGAGCGGCACGGUCAAUGUCACGACGAUGACGGUUGGGCAGUACAUGGUGCUGGGGACGGAGCCCAGGGUCCUGGCAUCGGUGCUUCACAGCUCGCCGGAGCAGGCUGGGCUGGUGCGACUGGACAUUACGAUUGAGAAUCCGUCGAGCCAUUUCCUGACGUUUGGGCUGGCGAUGGAGCCCAGCGACGCGUUUGCCUUUUCCGGGCCGAAGCAGACGACGAUGCAUCUGCUCCCCAUGUCGAGGCGGACCAAGACGUACCGGCUGCUGCCGCUGGUCCGGGGCGUCUUCAUCCGGCCGGGCCUGGUGGUGAGGGACAAGUACUUCCAGAAGGUGCUGCGGGUGAUUCCGACCGAGGGGAUGAAGAUUGACAAGGACGGGCUGCUGGUAUGGGUUCCUUUGGCGCCGGAGGGAUGAAAAGGCGAGGCCGUAUGACUCUCUAUUCUAGACUACUAGUAGAUGGAAGAAGGAAUAGUAAUGACAUUAUUGACGUCUU
This is a messenger RNA of Trichoderma reesei QM6a, 3763 nucleotides long. RefSeq lists its product as uncharacterized. The transcript has 4 exons. The record is from RefSeq and is a predicted model, not a curated record. Lineage: Eukaryota; Fungi; Ascomycota; Sordariomycetes; Hypocreales; Hypocreaceae. Bases 1 to 3684 code for a protein of 1227 amino acids.